CACAACAUUUCCCUGCCAGUGCUGCCAGUUGACCCGCCGCUACCGGCGCAAUUGACAGCUGCAGGUAAUUUUUGGCACCGCCGUACGAGCAGCAGCGUUUGUUUACAUUUCAAAAAAUGAGCCAAGACGAAACGGAUCAACAUCCCGGUGCUAAUGGGCAAGAUAUUGCGGAAGAAGAACAGGAUGCGCCAAACUCUAUCGAGCAAGAUGUACCAAUGCAGACCGAGGAACCGGAUGCGGAUGCUGAGUGCAGUCCAGUGACGGAAGCACAUUUCUUCAAAGACGCUGCCUGCAUAGAGGUGGCCCGCUGCUCGUGGGAUCGCCCGGUACGACAGAACUAUCUGCAAGGCUGCCGCUGGUCGCCGGACGGCACGUGCGUCCUGACCGCGGUCAACAACGAUGGAAUGCACAUCGUCGAACUGCCGACCGAUCUGUACCGCAAGGAAAGUGUCCCCGAGGAGCGCCCCGUCGAUCUGCUGACCUCGGUUGUGCACGUGAAGGAGGGCGGCCUCGUGUACGAUUACGCCUGGUAUCCGGGUAUGAACAGUGGGCGGCCGGAAACGUGCUGCUGGAUCGCGUCCCGCCAGCACGAACCCAUACAGCUGUGGGACGCAUUUACGGGCGGUCUGCGCUGUUCGUACAAGGGCUACGACCAGUUCGACGAGGUGGAGGCAGCCCUCAGCCUCGCCUUCGCACCGGCCGAUGGGGCCACAAUCUACGGUGGAUACAAGAAAUCGAUCAAGUGCUUCGACAUUAACGUACCGGGGCGGGAGACGGGCUCGUGGCGAACGAAAUCCACCGCCUCCUGUAUGGCGAUCGCAUCGUCCAUGCCGGACACGAUCCUGUUCGGCUCGUGGAACCGUAGCAUCUCCGCGCUGGAUGUGCGGUCCGGCGAAUGUUUGCCGGUCGGGAACUAUGCCCCCGAGAACAGCCACACGGCGGGUGUAACGUGGAUAGGCUUUGCGCCCGACACGGAGGAGCGGUUCGUUACUGGCGCCCGCAAGGAUCCGAAAGUGCUGUUCUGGGAUGUGCGGAAGCUGACGCACCCGGUCCAAACGCUGGUCCGAACCUGCGGCACCAAUCAGCGCAUACACCUGGACUUUUCCCCUGGUGGACGGUGGCUGAUCAGUGGCGAUACUCGAGGCAUUCUUCACGCGUGGAACCUGCACGAGACGGACGAAGCGGGCCGGCCGAAGGAGUUGCUGUUCCCGCUGCACUGGGACUGCCUGAACGGUGUUUCGUUUCAUCCGCACGGACCCAUCAUGGCAACAACGAGUGGGCAGUACCAUUUUCCACACUCCGCGGCGAACCUGGACGCUGAGGACGGUGAACCCAGCGCAAGUGAACCGGCGGCCAAGGAACCGACCAAGGUGGAAAACUCUCUCACACUGUGGUGGAUCGGCAAGGGUGUGUUUUCGGAAGAAUAAACGCAAUGGAAAUGUGCUCCCAAUACACUGGAUACGAUGUUUAAUUUUUCAUCUGUUAUUGUUUGCAGUCGUUUCGCUUUUGCACUGACUUCGUUCUCCCGUCCCUAUACCCCUUCCCGCUCUCAACGGCUCUCUCAUCGGUAUCUAUGAACCAUUUUACGAUUAAAUAUUUUUCUGAUAUUAAUUCAUAUUUACAACAAAUUGAAAUAACAAAUUGGGAUUAAUAAAGAAACACCCGAGCG
Molecule: messenger RNA, 1669 nt
Organism: Anopheles merus
Lineage: Eukaryota; Metazoa; Arthropoda; Insecta; Diptera; Culicidae
Gene: WDR79
Product: telomerase Cajal body protein 1 homolog
Exons: 1
Coding region: 117-1427 (436 amino acids)
Biological process (GO): Cajal body organization
Cellular component (GO): Cajal body
Molecular function (GO): protein binding; RNA binding
Source: RefSeq, a predicted model, not a curated record